This is a messenger RNA of Rhodamnia argentea, 1176 nucleotides long. RefSeq names its product 1-aminocyclopropane-1-carboxylate oxidase homolog 4-like. The transcript is spliced from 3 exons. The coding region runs from base 1 to 1176 and encodes 391 amino acids. NCBI's taxonomy places the organism in Eukaryota, Viridiplantae, Streptophyta, Magnoliopsida, Myrtales, Myrtaceae. The record is from RefSeq and is a predicted model, not a curated record.
AUGUCUCUUCCUCUUCGUCCUUCCCUUUCUCUUUCCUUGCACCGCACUCCCAUCGGUCGAAUCGGAACUCGGAGUCGAACCAUGACGGGCUUCACCGACACCACUCAACAGGCCUUCGACCGAGCCCAAGAGCUCGAGCAAUUCGAAGAAUCCAAGCUCGGAGUCAAAGGCCUCGUCGAUUCCGGCCUCUCCUCCAUCCCUGGCCUCUUCAUCCACCCGCCGGAGACCCUCUCCGACUUCAAGCCAGCCCAGCACAGGCCCGUUUCAGUCCAUUCGAUCCCUACCAUCGACCUCUCCGACUGCAACUCCGGCCGGCGGCCGUCCGUCGUUGAAGAAGUAGGGCGCGCGGCUCGUGAGCUCGGAUUCUUCCAGGUAGUCAACCAUGGUGUGCGGACGGAGGUCCAGGACGGCAUGAUCACGGCGGUGAAGGUCUUCCACGAGCAAUCGAUGGAGGCGAAGAAGAGGAUCUAUCGGAGGAAGAUGGAGACCGGGGUCGCGUACUUCUCCAACGUUGACUUGUUCCACUCUAAAGCGGCUAGCUGGAGGGACACGCUAGAGAUUAGGCUGGAGCCGAAAGCAGACACGGAAGAGAUCCCCGAGGUGUGCAGAAAUGAGGUGAUGGAAUGGAAUCAACAGAUCCAACGGCUGGGAAGCACCCUGAUGGGACUGUUGAGCGAGGGGCUGGGACUAAGUCCCGGAAAGCUACAGGAAUUGACGUGCCCGGAGAGCCGGAUGAUGGUUGGGAACUACUAUCCCUACUGUCCCCAGCCCGAUCUGACGAUCGGCUUGGCGUCCCACACAGACCCGGGAGUGAUCACGGUGCUCUUGCAGGACCACCUCCCUGGUUUGCAGGUGAAGUGCGGGGACGAGUGGGUGGAUGUGGCGCCCGUCCCGGGCGCUCUCGUUGUGAACGUCGGUGACAUCCUCCAGAUCAUAUCCAACAACGAGUACAAAAGCGCGGAACACCGGGUGCUGGCCAACUCUAGUCAAGAGGCACGUGUAUCGAUAGCAGUUUUCUGCAACUCGAACAAUAUGGAGAUCCAGUUUGGACCGUUGCAGGAGCUCGUAUCCUCGGAUAAACCGGCUGUGUUUCGGCAGUUCACCAUGGAAGAAUACUUGAGGAGAUUCUUUGCUACGGAGUUGGACGAAAGUCUGGUAGAUUACUUUAGGGCCUGA